Molecule: messenger RNA, 1288 nt
Organism: Bacillus rossius redtenbacheri
Lineage: Eukaryota; Metazoa; Arthropoda; Insecta; Phasmatodea; Bacillidae
Product: 26S proteasome regulatory subunit 10B
Exons: 9
Coding region: 26-1201 (391 amino acids)
Biological process (GO): positive regulation of RNA polymerase II transcription preinitiation complex assembly
Cellular component (GO): proteasome regulatory particle, base subcomplex; cytosolic proteasome complex
Molecular function (GO): ATP hydrolysis activity; proteasome-activating activity; ATP binding
Source: RefSeq, a predicted model, not a curated record
CGCUUUGUUUUCAUUGGUAAGAAAAAUGGCUACUGAUACGGUUAGAGAGAAAUCGCUUCAUGAUUACCGAAAAAAACUCCUUGAGCACAAGGAGGUGGAGAGCCGCCUUAAAGAAAUGCGAGAGCAGCUGAAAGAACUGACGAAGCAGUAUGACAAGUCUGAGAAUGAUCUGAAGGCUCUGCAGAGUGUUGGACAGAUUGUUGGAGAAGUUUUGAAGCAGCUGACAGAAGAAAAGUUCAUCGUGAAGGCGACCAACGGCCCCCGCUACGUGGUGGGGUGCCGGCGGCAGCUGGACAAGGCCAAGCUGAAGUCCGGGACGCGGGUGGCGCUCGACAUGACCACGCUCACCAUCAUGCGGUACCUGCCGCGCGAGGUCGACCCCUUGGUGUACAACAUGUCGCACGAGGACCCGGGCGACGUCACCUACUCUGCCAUCGGGGGCCUGAGCGAGCAGAUCCGGGAGCUGCGCGAGGUGAUCGAGCUGCCGCUGUUGAACCCGGAGCUGUUCCAGCGGGUGGGCAUCACGCCGCCCAAGGGCUGCCUGCUGUACGGGCCGCCGGGCACGGGCAAGACCCUGCUGGCCCGGGCCGUGGCCAGCCAGCUGGACGCCAACUUCCUCAAGGUCGUUUCGAGUGCCAUAGUAGACAAGUACAUCGGUGAAAGCGCCCGACUCAUACGAGAGAUGUUCAACUACGCACGGGACCACCAGCCCUGCAUAAUAUUUAUGGAUGAAAUAGAUGCCAUUGGCGGGCGGCGGUUUUCGGAGGGAACAUCGGCGGAUCGUGAGAUCCAACGCACACUCAUGGAACUCUUGAACCAGAUGGAUGGAUUCGACUCACUGGGACAGGUGAAGAUGAUAAUGGCCACGAACCGACCGGACACGCUGGACCCGGCCCUGUUGCGCCCGGGUCGUCUGGACCGCAAGAUAGAGAUCCCCCUCCCUAAUGAGCAGGCGCGGCUAGAGAUCCUCAAGAUCCACGCCGGUCCCAUCGCCAAGCACGGGGAGAUAGAUUACGAAGCGGUGGUGAAGCUCUCGGACGGCUUCAACGGCGCGGACCUGCGCAACGUGUGCACGGAGGCGGGUCUGUUCGCCAUCCGGGCGGAGCGGGAGUACGUCAUACAGGAGGACUUCAUGAAGGCUGUGCGCAAGGUCGCGGACAACAAGAAGCUCGAAUCGAAGCUGGAUUACAAGCCUGUGUAGCGCGGCAUUCGUCGUGUUUCGUGUUUGUGUUGAUUUUCCGUUCGUACUAAAAUUUACGCAAGAAAAAUAAAUUUUUCUCUAACUUAA